CAAAAAUAAAAGUUUUUUUUUCAUCAGAACGAAAAACUACGAGAACGAGUAAAGACACGGCAAAAGUUUUUAUAGUGCAACAUAAAGUGAAUGGAUUUUGUGUAUUAUUUGUGAAAGAACAAGAGAAGGAGACAACGCAAUAUUUUUUUAUUGUGCAGUCAAAAGCUCAAAAGAAGUUUUUCAUUCUUAUUUAUUAUCGAGGAAUUGGAGCAUAAAAUGAUGCUGAAACUAUCGUUUCUUCUCCUUGCUUUAACUCAUAUUGUCGUGUCGAAUAUAAUUAUUAAUGAUACAAAGCAUCCAAAUGUUGUCUUAUUGCAUGUCAAUAACUUGAACUGGAACGAUUUGGGUAUUCAUGUGAACCAAGUCGACAAUGAAAAUUCAACACCAAACAUUGAUCGUUUGGCAUAUGCUGGAAUAAUAUUGAAUCACUUUUACUCAAGCGGUGGAAGUGAGUCACUUUACUCGGGAUGUUAUAAACGCUCGUCAUACGGCAAUCCCAAUCUUAUGUCAACAUAUUUCGAACGUAAUGGAUAUAAUGUGAACUUUUUAUCAUCAAAAAAUUACACAAGUGCUGGAUUAUUCUACAAUACGAUAUUUGAAUCAAUUACAAAUGACAAUGAGCCAUUUUUGAUAUCUAUUGACUUUGGAUAUCUUGGAUAUGACAUCAAAAUAUCAAUUCUUGAUGACAUUGUCGGCACAAUUGUGUCAAAACUACAUGAACGAGAAAUCCUCAAAGACACAAUAAUAAUCUUCAUGGCAUUGCCAACAGAAAAUGCAUAUGAGAUGCAAAAGACUCCCAUUGAAAGCAAUAUUCGCCGUAUAGCAUUUAUCUACAGUGAAUUAUUAUCCCUUCCACAAAGCGUCUCGAAUGAAUUAAUUCAUAUUAGUGAUAUCCUCCCGACUCUCGUCGAUGCAGCACAACUCGAAUGGCGUACAAAAGAUCGAAUUUUUAUUGAUGGCGUAAAUCAAUGGAAGGCACUUAACAUUAAUGGAAAAGUACGUACAUCAAUUUAUGGCGAUAACUUUUUUAUCGAUGAUAACUGGAAGCUCUGUUAUGGCACAUCAAAUUCAAUCAUUUAUGACAGUAUCAACAAUCAAAACAUGGAAAGUAUUAUAAAUGACAAUUAUGACUUUAAUACAUACGUUGAAUCAAUUACCUCGUCAGAUGUCCAUGAACUGUUUGAUGACAUAACAGCAAACAAGAUUAUGCUAAUAAGAAAUCGAGCAAAAGUCCAUUGUAAUAUAAAGGACAUAAAUGAAUCCAUUGUCAUCAAUAUCAAAUGUAGUCGUACAACUCCAUGUCUAUUUGAUUUGCAGACCGACCCAUGUGAGUUCGAUGACAUGCAUGAGCAUGAAUUUGAUUUGAGAAGGGAUGAAAUGAAGGAAACCUUUGAACAAUAUUUGAACAAUGGUCUUGUAAAGGAUUUUAUAAUUACCGAUGGAAGUCAUCCAUCGAUACCACUCGACAAUCAUCCGACAAAUUCAUCGAAUGAAGAUUCUCAAGUUAUUGGUGAUCCAAUACUUACACCGAGUGGUGGAUUAGAUGGUUUUUUGACAUUAUUCCUAACAUCGGUUGUGUUUUUGACAUUACUCGUUAUUGUUGUGUGUGUUAAGGAACGCUGUAACUCGAAACGUAGCGUCUAUCUUGACAAGUCAAAGAAGGUCACAUUUAGUGAUGAAAGUGGAGUUGCUGGUAAUGGAAUUUCAUCAAUUAGUGCGACUGUUCAAAAGAAAACUAAUAGUCAUUAGCUCAGAUGUAAUGAAAUGGAAA
Chironomus riparius is the source of this 1771-nucleotide messenger RNA. NCBI's taxonomy places the organism in Eukaryota, Metazoa, Arthropoda, Insecta, Diptera, Chironomidae. The record is from the annotation of a GenBank genome assembly.